Iphiclides podalirius (scarce swallowtail) is the source of this 633-nucleotide messenger RNA. Lineage: Eukaryota; Metazoa; Arthropoda; Insecta; Lepidoptera; Papilionidae. The record is from the annotation of a GenBank genome assembly.
AUGUUUGGUUCAAAGCGUCUAACGUUUUUAAUUUUGACUGCAAUACAGUUAAAAUUGAGUAGCAAUCAAGUGUUACAAUUCGGACCAUGUGGUAAAGUGCAACCUGUAAAGUUUUUUGAUCUGGAAAAAUUUCUAGGUCUGUGGUACGAAGUGGAACGUUUUCCAGCUUGGUAUGAAGAAUCCGCAAAAUGUGCAUCCAAACGUUUCCAAGCAUGCGGAAGAAGAAUUGAAAUUGAGUACGCUUUCGUCAGGGAUGCCAUUCAGUACAUUUUGCAUGUAAAUAGUACUUAUAUACCUGGAGAUGAUGCAGUUUUUACAUUUGAGAAGAAUAAUAUAGAUCCAGUAGGCAUUCCUCUCUCAGUAAUAGCAACAGAUUAUACCAAUUACGCCAUAUUAUACGGCUGCAGAAUGAAUGAACAACUAGAUAUUAAAUACAUUUCAGCUUGGAUAUUAUCAAGAAGUAAAAUCCUACCAUCUCACAUUCUGGAGACGGCGUACCGAGAGAUUAAUUCACUGUCAUACGUCAGUACCGCUUAUUUAGAACCUGUGGACCAAAAUGACAGUAAUUGCGCUCACCACUGGACAGCUCACGUACACGCUGAAGAUGCUAAAGAAGAAGAGAAAGAUGAAUUA